CAGCGGUGGUGAAAGCGGGGGGCAUGGCGACCAGUUCCGAGUAUGAUUCACUGGAUGACGUGGAGGUAGUGGACAUUACUCGUCAUUCCUCGGAUGAUGAGGAUGAGGAUGAUGAGGAUGAUGACGGUGAUAUGGGCUUUGUCCUCGGCGUGCAUCACCCUACUGCACCUGGUGCUGAUGAUGAUGACGAUGUCGGUAUUGUAGAUGAUGACGAUGAUGCCAACGAGACGCUUGGCAUCCUCGACGAUGGCGAAGCCAACGAGACGCUUGGCAUCCUCGACGAUGGCGAAGCCAACGAGACGCUUGGCAUCCUCGACGAUGGCGAAGCCAACGAGACGCUUGGUAUCCUCGACGAUGACGAAGCCAACGAGAUGCUUGGCAUCCUCGAUGACGACGGCCUCAGCCCCAAUGAGUCGCUUGGUCUCUUCAAGGGCAGCGUCGACAGACGCCUCGAGUCGGCAGCAAACAUGGAAAAUGCCUCCGGCAAGGACGGCGACAACGUUCGCAGGCUGGAGAUCGAGUUGGUCGAGGCAACGCGUGCGGCAGAGGCGGAGCGGCAAGAGCUGACGAGCAAGGUGGAAAAGGCCAAGGCCGAGGCAAGCGAGGCGAUGGCCGAGGCCGCUGCGCUGCGGACGGCGCUUUUCGAGGAGCAGGAGCGGGUGCGGAGUGUGCUUAAUGAGCUAGCUACGGCACAAGCGACGCUUGCUGACGCGCGGGAAUCAGAGGCUGCCGCCGUGGCUGAGAGCGUGGCGAACCGGGCCGAGGCCGAGGUUCUUGUCGACAAGUGCCGCGAGGCGUCGGCGGCGGCUGUGCAGGCCGCAGCCGAUGCCAACGCGCAGCGCGCGGUGCGGGAGAUGCAGGACGAGGAGCUUCAGGGUCUGCGCGAAACGCUGGCCCGGAUUGGCGUCGCGCCUGCAGCAGCACAGUCUGUCGAAGCUGCGCACGCGCUCAGCCGUGCCGCCGACGCCCGGGCUUCCGAGCUCUCGUCGCAAGUCAAGACCAUGCAAGCUGCUGCGCAGCUGGCAGAGACACAGCGGACCCGGCUGGCAACGCUGCUGCAGCUGGCGGAGGCUCGCAACGCGGCGCUGACUCGGCAACUCGCUGCCGCCGCCGCCCAGGCCGCUACCGACCGCAAAGCCCUCUGCGUCGACCUUGGGCGUGCGCUCAACACUCUCUCGGACUCGCACCAGGCAGAGCUUGAUCGGUUGGCGGCUCGGCACAACCGCGCAGUUGCGGUCCUCGAGUCCGAGGUUAGUGCGCUGGAGGCUGCGGUUCGGCGCGAGGCCGAUGCUGCCACCGACGACGUUGUCGUCCUCCGCGCUCAACUCCGACGGAGCAGGCUGCAGCUUGCCGCCGCCGAGGACGAGCUUGCCCUGCUUGCGCGGCGGCGUGCGGCUGGGCCUGACAUCGACACGUCAUUGGCGGCCGAGAACAUGCAGCUCUCGCUAUCGCUGAGUGAGGCACAGGCCAAACUGGCCGCGACGCCGAGCGGGACACCGAGUGGGACACCGCUUCGCACGGGCAGUGGCAACAACCCAGCGAUCUCGCUCUCUUCCGAGGCCCUCGUCGACCGCGAGUCGCUCCGCGGCGAGCUGACCUCGCACAGGGCGCAGUUGGCGCAGCUGCAGGGCGACCAUCGCCAGCUCCGCAAGGCGUACGCCAAGCUCGAGGACCUGCACCGCGAGGCUAUGGCCCAGCUGAGUGAGGCGCAGUCGGCCGAAGUCAUCAACGCCGACGUCCAGAUGGAGCUAGAGGAGAUGCAUGAGGCCAACAUGUCGCUGCGGCGCAAGCUCGAGCGGGCGUCGAGAGCCAUCUCGGUGCUCAAGAGCCGCGUGGUAACGGCUGCAGACGGACCGGCGUCGCCGGCCGCGCUCGCUGCAGACCGCGUCGCCGCCGCCGAGUCGCGUGCAGACGCCGCCGAAGGUGCGCUCGAAGUUGAGCGCUCGCGCUCGCUGGCAGCAGCCAACCAGUGGGCUCUGGAAAAGGAGGAGCUGCGAGCAAUGAUCACGUCACUGCAGGCCGUGGUGGCCCAGGUCCAGGUUGAGCGCUCGUCGCAGGCGUCGUCGCUGGAGGAGCUCUCGUCGCUGGCAGCGUCGCUCAACGCGUCAGCCGAUCUCGACUCGGCCACCAUGGCCGAGCGGGUCGUGCACCUCGAGGCCGAGUUGGCCCGGACCCAGACUGAGCUGAGCCAGGCCAAGAGCGCGGCGGCUAGUGUGGCGGCGCAGCAGCAAGCGUCGUCUCCCAUCCGCAAUCCAGACGACGUGGUCCGCAACGCAAUUCUUGCCGAAAAACUUGCUGCCCUCCAGGCCAAGCACCAGGAGACCCUCGCCGAGCUGCAAAUUGUGCUCGAGCGUGCCGGGCCGUGCAGCAUGUGCGGGUUCGACCCACGGCGCGAUGACGAGGCCGUGCUCGAGACCGAGAUUGGCCUUGACGUCGAGCUGACUGUCCGGGCGCCGGCGCUCCGCUCGCAGUCGGUCAUCGAGGCCUCGCUCAUCUUUGUCCCGCUGCGGUCGCUGGCCAUCGCCACCCGCGUUGUCCGGCAGGAGCUGGGUGCAGUAGUGGUGGCCUUUACCCCGCCGCGGGUUGGAGUCUACGAGCUCCACGUUGUCGCCGAUGGCCUGCCGCUCGACGCAUCGCCGCUGCGAGUUGACGUCAUCAAGCAGUCGGGCCGGAUCAGCGCCACUGUGCGCACCGAGUCGCCGCCGGUCAUGGCGCGGGCCGAGCCCUGCAACGAAUGUGGCCGUCGGGCACAGCACCUUGCCUCGUGCUCACAGUACCUCGAGACUUGCGGGGAGUGUGGCGAGCGGGUGCGGCGUGUCGAGCUGCAGCGCCACGCUGCAGUUUGGUGUUCCUCGCGGCGGGUCUCCUGCGGCGUCUGCGCCUCGGUCCUGCGCGUCGGCGACUAUGCCGGCCACAUGGGCCGCCACGUCGCAGCGUUCAAGGCCAAAACCGUGGUGGAGAACCCGGCCACUCACUUUGGCGUCUUUAUCUGUGAGAACUUUACCGGUGGAGCCCGCGUGGCUUCGGUCCGCCGCGGCCAGCCGGCGCAGCUCGCCGGCCUCCGUGGGGACGACAUCAUCACCGCUGUCGCCGGCAUUCGCGUCGAGUCCAAGGACGAGUUUGCCCGGGUCGUCCGCGGCGAGUGCGUGCCGACCGUCCCGGUCCAGAUCGACUACCUCCGCGACUCGGAGCUAUUCACCGUCACCUGCGUUCCUGAGCAGAUCGGUCUCUCCCAGCGCGAGUUUGAGCAGCUCAAGAUCCUCGCUGCCGAGUGGCUUCCCGACUACGAUCCUGAGCCGCUGCUCUCCGACGCCGCCGACGGUGGCGCUGACCUCGUCCCUCCGCCAUCGUGAGCCCGGCCUUUGUGCACCGCAACCGGCAGCCCACA
Messenger RNA from Thecamonas trahens ATCC 50062, 3388 nucleotides. RefSeq lists its product as uncharacterized. The record is from RefSeq and is a predicted model, not a curated record. Gene Ontology annotation, molecular function: protein binding; zinc ion binding. Bases 24 to 3353 code for a protein of 1109 amino acids. The transcript is spliced from 2 exons. Lineage: Eukaryota; Apusomonadida; Apusomonadidae.